AUGCCUGGACCCAGUGCGCUCGUUGUGCCUGCCCUGAAGCGGCAUACCGCGACGGUCAUUUUCGCCCAUGGUCUGGGUGACAGCGGAGCUGGAUGGGCCGGACUGGCUGAGAACUGGCGCCGUCGAGGCAAGUUUGAGGAAGUGUCAUUCGUCUUUCCCAAUGCGCCAGAUAUUCCCAUUACAGUGAACUGGGGCAUGCGUAUGCCCGGAUGGUACGACAUUACAACAUUCGACGAACUCGCCGACGCUCACGACGAGCCGGGCAUCCUGCGCUCGCGCUCCUUCUUCCACUCGCUCAUCGACAAGGAAGUCAGCGAAAAGGGCAUCUCGUCUGACCGCAUCGUGCUCGGCGGCUUCUCCCAGGGCGGCGCCAUGUCCAUUUUUGCCGGCGUCACGAGUCCCCGCAAACUCGGCGGCAUUGUUGGCCUGUCGUCGUAUUUGCUCAUGGGGAACAAGAUUCGUGAUUUGGUUCCUUCCGACAACCCGAACAAAGACACGCCGGUAUUCAUGGCCCACGGGGCCGAAGACGAACUCGUCAAGACGCGCUGGGGCAAGAAGACGGCCGAUCUACUAUCUGAAUGGGGCUGGAAAGUUGAUUGGAAGACUUAUCCUGGUCUCGCGCACUCUGCGGAUCCGCAGGAAAUCGACGACCUCGAAGCCUUUUUGGAAAAACGGUUGCCGCCGCUGGGCCAGCAGUAG
Molecule: messenger RNA, 699 nt
Organism: Xylona heveae TC161
Lineage: Eukaryota; Fungi; Ascomycota; Xylonomycetes; Xylonales; Xylonaceae
Product: acyl-protein thioesterase 1
Exons: 7
Coding region: 1-699 (232 amino acids)
Biological process (GO): protein depalmitoylation
Cellular component (GO): cytoplasm
Molecular function (GO): palmitoyl-(protein) hydrolase activity; carboxylic ester hydrolase activity
Source: RefSeq, a predicted model, not a curated record